Orycteropus afer afer is the source of this 645-nucleotide messenger RNA. RefSeq names its product deoxyuridine triphosphatase (gene DUT). The record is from RefSeq and is a predicted model, not a curated record. Gene Ontology annotation, molecular function: magnesium ion binding; dUTP diphosphatase activity. Lineage: Eukaryota; Metazoa; Chordata; Mammalia; Tubulidentata; Orycteropodidae. Gene Ontology annotation, biological process: dUMP biosynthetic process; dUTP catabolic process.
UGGUCUCUGCUCUCCGUCUCUCUCUGCACUGCUAUGCCCUGCUCCGAAGAGACACUCGCCAUCUCCCCCAGCAAGCGGGCCCGGCCUGCGGAGGAGGGCGGCGUGAGGCUCCGCUUUACCCGGCUUUCGGAGCACGCUACGGCCCCGACUCGGGGGUCCGCGCGAGCCGCGGGCUAUGACUUGUACAGUGCCUAUGAUUAUACAAUUCCACCCAUGGAGAAAGCCCUUGUGAAAACGGACAUUCAGAUAGCCCUUCCUUCUGGUUGUUAUGGAAGAGUAGCUCCACGUUCUGGCUUGGCUGCAAAACACUUCAUAGAUGUAGGAGCUGGUGUGAUAGAUGAAGAUUAUAGAGGAAACGUUGGUGUUAUACUGUUUAAUUUUGGCAAAGAAAAAUUUGAAGUCAAAAAGGGUGAUCGAAUUGCACAGCUCAUUUGUGAACGAAUUUUUUAUCCAGAAAUAGAAGAAGUUCAAGUUUUGGAUGACACAGAAAGGGGUUCAGGAGGCUUUGGUUCCACUGGAAAGAAUUAAAGCUUAUGCCAAGAAUAAAAAUGUACUUUUUUUCUUUUAAAAUAAAGAGUUUUCGCUUAAAAUCUUUUGGUAGUUUGUACUUGUAUAAUCUUAAUUGUUUUAAUUUCUUAAAAUACU